AUGGAACUAAGUUCACCACUAAGAAGAACUACUACAUCGCCAAUAGACAUACCAGGGGCCAGCAGGCAUGAUCCGGUAAUCGAACCGCAUUCUCAUGGCUUCAGGACUGACCCAUAUUCAAGCAACAAUAGUAGUCUGAUAUCUAAAGCGUCUACUAAUCCAAGUUUGGAGAGCCCCUUCUCUUCGAAGUCUCUGCUAGAUUGCCCCCCUGUACAAGCGGUUAAGAAAUCUUUAGAGGCAGAAACGAAUAAGCAGGACUUAAACGAUGAGACAAAUGGUGAAAGCUCUGAAAAUGUCUUGAACAUAGUAGAUUUUCCCACAGAUGAACUCAUAAUAAUGGUAAGUGCACUAUUAAACAAGAUCAUAACUGUUAACGAUGCAACUACAGAUAUCUCACAACAAGUACCAGGAGAUACUGAAGAAAAGUUUUUAACCCCCAUCCUAGCCUUUUAUGGGAAGAACGUUCCAGAAAUUGAUGUAGUCCAAUAUUUAGAGAGAAUCCAAAAGUAUUGUCCCACCACAAAUGAUAUAUUUCUUUCCCUACUUGUAUAUUUCGAUAGAAUCUCCAAAAAUUAUGGACACUCCCCUGAGGAAAAUGGCCAUUCGAAGCAAUUGUUUGUUAUGGACUCUGGGAAUAUUCAUAGAUUACUCAUUACAGGCAUCACAAUUUGUACGAAAUUCCUAAGUGAUUUUUUUUAUAGCAACUCCCGGUAUGCCAAGGUAGGAGGCAUUUCUUUGCAAGAGUUGAACCAUUUGGAAUUACAAUUUCUGGUAUUAUGCGAUUUCAAGCUUUUGGUCUCAGUAGAAGAAAUGCAAAAAUAUGCAAAUUUGUUGUAUAAGUUCUGGAAUGACCGAUAG
Messenger RNA from Saccharomyces mikatae IFO 1815, 858 nucleotides. It is a transcript of the gene PCL7, whose product is annotated as Pcl7p. Gene Ontology annotation, biological process: regulation of cyclin-dependent protein serine/threonine kinase activity. Gene Ontology annotation, molecular function: protein kinase binding; cyclin-dependent protein serine/threonine kinase regulator activity. The transcript has a single exon. The coding region runs from base 1 to 858 and encodes 285 amino acids. The record is from RefSeq and is a predicted model, not a curated record. NCBI's taxonomy places the organism in Eukaryota, Fungi, Ascomycota, Saccharomycetes, Saccharomycetales, Saccharomycetaceae. Gene Ontology annotation, cellular component: cyclin-dependent protein kinase holoenzyme complex; nucleus.